Messenger RNA from Ornithodoros turicata, 375 nucleotides. RefSeq names its product proteasome assembly chaperone 4-like. The record is from RefSeq and is a predicted model, not a curated record. NCBI's taxonomy places the organism in Eukaryota, Metazoa, Arthropoda, Arachnida, Ixodida, Argasidae. Gene Ontology annotation, biological process: proteasome assembly. The transcript has a single exon. The coding region runs from base 1 to 375 and encodes 124 amino acids.
AUGGAAACACUCAGACCAGCGGAACCAAACUUCUCAAUGCACCAGUUCUCGAGGAGGUUUGGAGACAUUGUGAUUCAUUUUGCCAUCCUAAAGAUGAAAGAUAACUUCUUCCUGUGGAUCGGCACGGGAAGGGCCACUAUAGGAAACCUCUCAGUUGCCAUGGCAACUGGCUUUGGCAAGACCUCUACAAGCACCUCACUUCUGGGCGAUCCGACGGACCUCACCUCGAGCUCCUUGGCUUCCAAGCUAUCGCAGAAGACUGGAUGUCAGGUGUUUGUUAGCUACAACGUCAGCAGUGUUGAUUCGGCGGUUGUAAACUUUGUGCACGAGACUGUCGUCGAGGAAUUCGCAGUUCACCCAGAGAAGUUCAAAUGA